Messenger RNA from Paramecium octaurelia, 403 nucleotides. Lineage: Eukaryota; Ciliophora; Oligohymenophorea; Peniculida; Parameciidae. The record is from the annotation of a GenBank genome assembly.
AUGUAAAGAAAAUAGUAAUAUGAAAAGGAUUUCGAUUCCUAUAAACAUAAUAUAAAACUAUCUGAAGAGUAAAUGCUGAAGUCUCUUGAAGCAGCCACAAAACAUAAAGAAGCUUGUCUCAAUAAUUCAACUAAUUUUGAAUUAUUUGCCACAUGUAAGAAAGAAUCUAAUUUUCUUAGGCAUGGAAAAAUAUGAAGGCAAAGUCGACAAUAUAGCUAAUUUCUUGUCAACACGCCUGCUCUUUAUUGAAAGACAAGCCUUGGAAUGCUACAAAUCACAAUCAGAUGAAAGAGAAUAUGAGCAAUGUCACCAAAAGGUCGAACAAGACCUGCAUAAUUGCUACAAUGAGUACUAUUAAGGACUACUUAAUCUUUGAUUUAGUGUAAAUUAUAAUCUAUGUACC